AAUGUUCAAAAUAUAUAUAAUAAUAUUACUUCACAUUGGAGGGUUUAUUGUACAUAUGAAUUUUGGGGGAGAGUCUUCCUUUAAGUACACUUUCUCCCAGCGUUGCAAUGGAUGCUAUUUUCAAAUUAACAUUGCCUAAUCUCCAAACAUGUAAUUGAAUUCGCUACCACUGACGCCUUUAGAAGUCAAAUAUCCAUGUUAUCUUGGAAAGCUGGCAGUUAUUAAUAUUUUUGUUUAAUCAUUAAUUUCGUCCGUUGUGGCUACCCUUGAAGUGUCCUCUAAGUUACUAACAGUAAUUGGGGGUGGUAAAUCGUCGCCGAGAGGGUUCAGGCACGCUCCCGCCCUCCCGGUGGCGACGCUGCACGCCCAAAAAGACAUGAAGGAAUUUCCGCUGACGUCACUGCGUAAAUCCAGAGCAAGGUUGCAGCUGUCUGGCAGCAACAACAACAAGCAGCUUUAAUAAGCAACAACUUCAACGCUACAUGACAGCCCCGAAUACGACGAAAUUCCGCAAAAUGUGGCGCUAGAAGCAACUGUCCCCGUCGUCUGUUAGUCCUCAGAGAGCAAUUCUCCCAUUUGUUUUGUUUUUGUCGCAGCAGACUCGAUCACAGUUCUAGCUGCAUCUGGGUCAGUGGGCCCGUCUGCGGUGUUGCCGGUGGUUUUGUAGUUCCUGCGCUUUUCCGCCGUCCUUCCUUCUGUUUGUUGUCGGCAGACAAACGGUGCUAGCAUGCAGGCUAACGGGGCGACGCGGGAGCUAGACCCUGAAGAGUCUCUUAGCCACAACGGUGAGUCGUCGUCUGCCGCCGCCGCUGUCGCCGGGGCAGCUCACUCGAACGGACUUGUGUCAGCCCAGCCUACGUCCAACAACAUCAAUAACAGCUCGGGCGACGUCAAGAAGAAGAAGCGCUUGUCUCCGUCCGAGGAAGACGUCGUCAGGCUCAUUGGACAACAUUUGCACCAUUUGGGGCUCAAUCAGACAGUGGACCUCCUUAUGCAAGAGUCUGGCUGCAGGCUGGAGCAUCCAUCUGCCACAAAGUUUCGAAAUCAUGUAAUGGAAGGAGAGUGGGACAAGGCUGAGAGUGACCUAAAUGAGCUGAAGGCAUUGAUGCAUUAUCAUACUGCUGUAGUGCGCAUGAAGUUUCUCCUGCUGCAGCAAAAGUAUUUGGAAUACCUCGAAGAUGGUAAAGUCUUGGAGGCCCUGCAGGUUCUCAGAGCCGAACUCACCCCUCUCAAGUAUAACACAGAACGCAUCCACAUUCUGAGUGGGUACCUGAUGUGCAGUCAUUCUGAGGACCUGCGAGCCAAAGCAGACUGGGAAGGCAAAGGCACUGUAUCCCGAACAAAGCUGCUGGAUAAACUUCAGUCCUACUUGCCUCCGUCAGUGAUGCUGCCUCCUCGCAGACUGCAAACGCUGCUAAAGCAGGCAGUGGAACUACAACGGGAGCGUUGUCUCUACCACAACACUAAGCUGGACAGUGGACUGGACUCUGUGUCCUUGUUGCUGGACCACGGCUGCAGCCGGAAACAAUUCCCCUGCUACACUCAACAAAUACUUACUGAACACUGCAACGAAGUUUGGUUUUGCAAGUUCUCCAAUGGUGGCACAAAACUGGCAACUGGUUCCAAAGACACUACAGUCAUUAUAUGGCAUGUUGACACGGAAACACGGCAGGUGAAGUUAAUGAAGACUCUGGAGGGUCAUGCAUAUGGAGUCUCUUACUUGGCAUGGAGUCCUGAUGAUUCCCAUCUGAUAGCAUGUGGUCCUGACGAUUGCUCUGAGUUGUGGCUGUGGAAUAUACAGACGGGGGAGUUACGAACAAAAAUGAGUCAGUCUCAUGAAGAUAGCCUUACCAGUGUGGCGUGGAAUCCAGAUGGCAAGCGCUUCAUCACUGGUGGGCAGAGAGGCCAAUUCUACCAAUGUGACCUAGAUGGAAACCUACUGGACUCAUGGGAAGGCAUUCGUGUGCAGUGCCUGUGGUGUUUAGGUGAUGGACGGACUGUCCUUGCUUCUGACACCCACCAGCGCAUUCGUGGCUACAACUUUGAGGACCUGACCGACAGAAAUAUAGUUCUAGAGGACCACCCCAUCAUGUCCUUCACUGUCUCUAAGAAUGGAAGGUUAGCUUUGCUCAAUGUUGCUACUCAGGGAGUUCAUCUCUGGGACCUGCAGGAUCGGGUGCUUGUGAGGAAGUACCAAGGGGUGACACAAGGCUUCUACACCAUCCACUCCUGCUUUGGAGGGCACAAUGAAGACUUCAUAGCUAGCGGUAGUGAAGACCACAAAGUUUACAUUUGGCACAGGCGCAGUGAAUUGCCCAUCGCAGAGCUGACUGGUCACACCCGCACAGUCAACUGUGUAAGCUGGAACCCAGUCCUGCCCGGUCUACUAGCAAGCGCCUCAGAUGAUGGAACCAUCCGAAUCUGGGGACCCGCUCCCUACUUGGAUGUUCAGGAGGCAGAGGGACUCAAUAAUUGUUGCAGCAUGGACAGCUGAUGAUCUCCGACCCCUGGCUUCAUUGGUCUGAAUUUGGUGAGCACUAAGACUCUGGUGACACUUGAUAGGAUGAAGCAAGAAAACCUUUGCGAACUGGACAGCUGGAUCGCGUGUCAGGAGGUCCCACUAACUAACUCAGUUGUGUUUCUGAGGCCACACUUGGAAGUCCAUUAUCUGACACACCUCCCCAUGACUGGAUUCCCACACCUCUUAU
Messenger RNA from Syngnathoides biaculeatus (alligator pipefish), 2708 nucleotides. Its product is annotated as WD repeat-containing protein 26. The transcript has 14 exons. The coding region runs from base 728 to 2494 and encodes 588 amino acids. Gene Ontology annotation, biological process: proteasome-mediated ubiquitin-dependent protein catabolic process. Gene Ontology annotation, cellular component: GID complex. Lineage: Eukaryota; Metazoa; Chordata; Actinopteri; Syngnathiformes; Syngnathidae. The record is from RefSeq and is a predicted model, not a curated record. Gene Ontology annotation, molecular function: protein binding.